Panicum virgatum (switchgrass) is the source of this 1020-nucleotide messenger RNA. RefSeq names its product E3 ubiquitin-protein ligase AIRP2-like. The transcript is spliced from 5 exons. Bases 285 to 992 code for a protein of 235 amino acids. The record is from RefSeq and is a predicted model, not a curated record. Lineage: Eukaryota; Viridiplantae; Streptophyta; Magnoliopsida; Poales; Poaceae. Gene Ontology annotation, biological process: protein ubiquitination. Gene Ontology annotation, molecular function: ubiquitin protein ligase activity.
CGGACCCGGCAAGAACAAUCCAGCGAGCGAGAAAAAGGGGGACGAAUCCAAUCCAAUCCAAGCCGGAGCGCGAGCGGGGAGAGAGCUCAGGGAAGGCAAACCGUUCCGGCCCAAUCCAGUCGGGUCGGAUCGCCGAGUCGCAGCGAGGGAAGGAACGCGGCGAGGUUUAGGCAGGGUUUGUCUCCUCCCGUGCGAUUCAGUUCUCGCCGGGGGAGGUUCCCAAAAAAAAAAUCUCUCGCCGUGGGAGGACGAGGAGGAGGGGUCGCCGGCGGUGGGGCGCGCCGAUGCGGAAGUUCCAGGACUCCGUCAAGGCCCUCGAGGCCGACAUCGAGCACGCCAAUGCGCUGGCGUCGGAGUUCCUGCGGGACUACGACGGGUCCUUCAUCCAGAUGCGGAUGGCGUACAGCGCCGUCGCGCAUUUCCUCGUGCAGUGGACCGACUGCAAGCUCGCCGGCGCGCUCGGCCUCCUCAAGGUCAUGCUCUACAAGGUGUACGCGGACGGUGCGUCGGCGCUUCCCGACUGGGAGAGGGAGGCCAGCAUCAGGGAGUUCUACGGCGUCAUAUUCCCGUCGCUGCUGCAGCUGCCGAGCGGGAUCACCGAGCUGGACGACAGGAAGCAGAGGCGGCUCUGCCUGAAGAAAUUCAGGAGCAGGGACGAGGAGCUCUCGGAGGUGGACACGGAGAGGGAGCUCGAGUGCGGCAUCUGCCUCGAGGUCAACCGCAAGGUCGUGCUGCCCGACUGCGCCCACACGCUCUGCAUGCGGUGCUUCGAGGAUUGGAACGCCAAAUCCAAGUCCUGCCCGUUCUGCCGCGCCUGCCUGGAGGAGGUGAAGCCGGGCAGCCUGUGGAUGUACACCGACGACAGCGACGUUGUGGAUAUGGAUACCUUGACAAGGGAGAACAUUAGGCGGCUCUUCAUGUACAUAAAUAAGCUGCCCCUUGUAGUCCUACAUGUAGUUGACCUCGACAUUUACCAGUACCGUAUCAAGUAAAUUUAACUGCUCCUUGUUCAUAGCUUCA